AUGUUAUGCACUUCAACGACAAGCAUUGGACCAGAGCUGUGGAAGGCUGGAUAUCACGUCAUGUCAAAAAACACUGCAGGAAGGAAUAAGGGAUAUGGGAUCGCGACGAAUGGAUUGAUUCUGGUCAAACUCUCGAAGAAGAUCGAGAAGAACCUACAAGACGUGUGGUACGCCCUUUCCACGACCAUUGUUGUCGUUUGGUUCUCGGCCGCAUUGGCCCUGCAAAAAGAAGUCACUGAGUGCUAUACGUCAAAAUUUGGUAUUCGAAAUGUUGGUGAUAUAUGUGCGAUAACAAUUUUCUAUCGUGAAGGGACCUGUGAUAUUAUUAGCUAUACUUUUUGGACUUCAAAUCGAACCACCCAUAAGAUGGGACACUGUUCGGCCGCUACAGACACGAAGCCAAAAGAGCGCGCUUUUAGAUUUAGAUGCUACUGCGAUUCAGAUCCUUACUGUGCAGGGAAGCCGGCUACGUUCCAUGAAUUUCUCGCACCAAGAAUUUCCAAACCAUCUGAUAAGCAGUACUACUUCCAAUGUCUUCACAACGAUCUUUUAAUUGGUACAUUUCUUCGUGACAUUAAAACAACAGUUAGUGCAAGUACUACAGUGGGAACAAGAUUAACACCACCACCACCACCGCCACCACCGCCACCACCACCACCAACGACAACAACAACGACAACAACAGCAUCAACAACAAGAACAACAAGAACGACGAGAACAACAACAAUAAAAGAAAAACCAUCAACAACGACAACAACAACGACAACGACAACGACAACGACAUCAACAACAAAAACAAGCACAAAUAAAACCUCAAUCUCAGUGAGUGUGAACGAGACCGUAACUGUACCAGGACGCCCGGCUACUACCGAGAGCGCGCAGCCAAAAGUUGUGAAGGGACCCUACUUAAGCGAAGAAGCAAAGGAAUAUCUUCACUGGGCAAUAGAACGAAACCUUAUUUUUCUUCUUGUAGUAGGUUUAGUUAUAUGCAUGUCUGGAUAUUUUUACUAUGGAAAAGAUGCGCCCGAUCUUGCUAUCGCUUCUGCUUCCGUCAUCCGUGAUGGAAAAGAUUCUGAAUAUCCGAAAACGUCCGAGGAGACUGAAGAAUGUUCCGGAGCACCAGGGAGCGGCAAUGGCUCCGGAGAAGGCUCAGGAGAAAACUCUGGAGAAAGCUCAGGAGAAAGCUCUGGAGAAGGCUCAGGAGAAGGCUCCGGAGGAAGCUACGUAGACAGUGGUGAUUGCCCUCCCAACAUGAUCCUAGGAACAUGCAAGCCUAUAUGCCAGCAGGACUGCAAGCUGGAGCCAGCAUGUGACGGGAUCCAGUGUGGUGAAGAGGAAACGUGCUCCUGUAAGGCCGGAUACGUACUCGUAUCGACCUCAAAUCCUGAUCUCGGUUGUGUGAGGACCGAGGAAUGCGGGAAUAUUUGA
Necator americanus (New World hookworm) is the source of this 1428-nucleotide messenger RNA. RefSeq lists its product as uncharacterized. Lineage: Eukaryota; Metazoa; Nematoda; Chromadorea; Rhabditida; Ancylostomatidae. The record is from RefSeq and is a predicted model, not a curated record. The transcript has 16 exons. Bases 1 to 1428 code for a protein of 475 amino acids.